AAUAAAGGAAUGAGAUGACUUCAGCCACUCUUCUCUUCAUUCAUGACAUCUUAUCUACAGAUGGAAAGAUGCUGAACGCACCAAAAUGAAAAAUUCCUCUGUUUUGCUAACCCAUUUGGAUUCACUGCUACUUGUGCUUCUCAUCCUCUUAGCUUCUCCGGUGGCCGGCCAUCCCACAAAAAAGAAGACCCAGUUCGUGCUUGUUCAUGGAUCUUUCCAUGGGGCUUGGUCAUGGUACAAGCUCUCCACCAUUCUCCAAUCGUGGGGCCACAACGUCACCGCUCUCGACAUGGCUGCCUCCGGCAUCGACCCCAUACAGCCUAAGACUGUAUCCUCAGCCUUUCAGUACUUUCACCCCUUGACGGAGUUCUUGGCUGGUUUGCCCUCCGACGAGAGGGUGGUCCUCGUUGGCCACAGCUUCGGCGGCAUCGGAGUUGCUGCCGCUAUGGAGGAUUUCCCAGAAAAGAUCUCUGUUGGUGUCUUUGUCACCGCCACCAUGCCUGGUCCCAAUCUUACUCUUUCUGAUAUUCUGGUAGAGAAUGGGAAGCAAGCACCUCCGCCAUUGGACAGUCAUUAUGUGUACGACGAUGGAGAGGACAAGCCUCCAACGUCAAUCAUAGUCGGUUCAUUGACGUUAGCCAAACAUCUCUACUCACUCUCACCACCCGAGUCACAUAUGGAUGAUUCAAAGAGUAGAAUAUGGAAAGCAUUCCACCGUUGGUCUAUGGUUAUUAUAGUAUGUGAGUUACAAUUGUUUUUAAGUUAUUUAGAGUGCAAAUUACUUUAGUAUGGAUUAUUAUAAUAAUGUGUUUGAGAUGCAAACUAUUUUACUCUUGAUAUACGAAAUAGUUAUUGUAAUUAAAGAGAAAAUUAGAAAAAGAUGAGUAGAAAAUAGUAAUUAAAUAAUAUAAUACAUGGUAAACAUUCUAACAAAGAAAGAUUUGAAAUAGUAAAUAUUUUCCUAUUGAAAAUUCCAAAUAUAAAAGGUUAUUAUAAGAAAAAUUUGCAUCUCAUAUGCUCUUCAUCUCUCCACCAUGCCACACAAAAAUAAAAUUUAAAACUAUUUUUGUGUGGUAGAUAGAUGUAAAGUGCUUGUUCAUGAAUCAUUCAUUCAUGGAUGUGUUAUGCUAAGCUCUAAGUGAGCGACUUAAUGGGCGACUUGGACAGGAUUAUGCAAUAAAAUAGGCAUUUCCUACCUACGUGUUGUUGAAUUCUAAUAAUAUGCAUGUAGUACAAAUUUUCCUCUUUAUCGUCCAAGUGUAAGCAAAGAGGGGUUUCCUGAUAAGUCCAGAGUCGAACUAAGGGAAUUGGUGUUCCUAUUGAAACUAUCGCACAGCUAAACCUGUGCGGUAUACUCUAUACCAUAUGGAUAUGCACAGUAUAUUUGUCCUAACUAUAUACACUAAAGUGAAAUUGGCUGUGCAAGAUGAUCAUGACGAUAGAGUGUAAUGUGGUGUGUGAAAUCAUGUAACAGGCAUGUGACAUGAAAUAAUAUUUGAUUUCUUAAUCGCAAUGUACUGUGCACUAAUAUUUCGAAGCGAUACAAACAUCUAUUAACUUCAAAAUUAAGGCGAGCGUCCUUUCGAUGUUUUCGUCAUACUUGCCCGCCUCUCGUGAUCCAAAUAAUUAAAGUUAAGCCAUGAUUUGCAUUUAAUUUGGCUAUAUGCAUUACAAGCAAUUCAUCCUAAUUUAAGGCAAACGUCCUUUUGGUGUUUUCCCAUAUACAUUAACAUUACUCUAACUUAUGCGAAAGAUUCAUUUGGCGAUGAGGUUACUUUGUUACAAUCUCUUCGUCGUCUACUUCACUAAAUACGAGUUCUCACUUGUCAAGUGAUUACAAUCAAUGCAAUUGUCUUUCCUCUCUAAUAAACAAAGCUUUGAUGUUUGUGUUUGGUUGAAUAGAACUCGGAGAACACAUACCCAUAUUCUCUAAUAUUAAUAACACAUUACAUUGUUCAGAAACUAAUAAAAUGCAUAAAAGUGAAUAGCAACAGAAAGAUGGGAUAAUGGAAGUAGAAUGCAUCAAUAUUAUAAAUAAAACUUUAAUUUGGGCAUUUUGGCCAUAGAGUUAAUAUUACAACUUGAUACACAAAAAAUACAAAAUGAGUUACAUAGACAAUAGCAAGCCUUAGAAUAUGAUUUCUCUUUUUUCUUUUUCUUUCUUUUUUUUUUUUUUUAUGGAUUUUUGCUUGUUGAGACUGAAGGAAUGGAAUUUCCAAAGUAGAAGCGUAUGGACGCCGUGCAAAUGGAACUUAAUUUGUAAAACCCAAAAACAACAAUUCAAAGAAAAAACAAACUUAAAACCUAAGCAUGCUUCUAUUGAGAAAAAGGGAAAAAGAAACUAACCUUUGUAGAACCUCCAAGAAAUCUUCUCCAAAUUUUUCAAGAACACCACGAAAUCUUCCUUGUUAUUCUCAAGAAAAGAAUCUAAUAGAGAGAUGUGGAGCUUCUGUAAUUUUGGUGAGGGAAAAGUUUGAGAGAGAAUUUUUUUUCUCUCUUUGGAACACAGAGAACCAUAAAAUCAGAAUGAGAAUACGAAUACUGAGUAAUUCUGCAUAUCUCAACCAAUUUAAGAGAGAUGGGGGAAGUUAUCAAAAUAACUCCCUCACUCUCUCUACAUGUAAAAUAACUCACUUUAGAGUAAUUUUAUUAAUUAAAUAUAUAUUAAUAAAAUAAAAUUAAUAUAAAUUUGGUUCAUAUUAUAUCUCAUAUAAUAUAAAUUUAGUUCAUAUUAUAUCUCAUAUAAUAUAAACUUUAUAUUAUAUGAGAUAUAAUAUAAGCAAUAGUUUAAAUCUCUCAUAUAAUCUAUAGUGCUAAUAUAAAUCAAAUCCAUAUUAACUUAACGUAUAGUUUAUUUAUGAAUCUUAUUCAUAUUAUUAAUAUUAUUAGAAUCAUAUUCAAAUAUUAACUUCUUUCAUAAAAACUUUAUAUUAUAAUGUAUCAAAUACAUUAAUAAUAUCAUAUACAAAUCAUUCUCUUUAAUCAAUUUGGAAAAUUCAAAUUAAAAUAAAAUAAAUUUUCAUUCUUAUUUAUCCUUAUUAAGCUAACAAGGGGAUCUUAUGGACCUAACAAAUUGAAUCUCCAAUAAAAUGAGAUUAAUUAAUUAAACUCUUUAAUUAAAUUAAUCUCUAUUCAUCAACUAUUAGUCAUUCCAUUAAAGACUAAUAGUUGCACUCUUCUUACUGUAGAUAUAUUUUUGUGUCCAUUAGAUAUAAUCAAUCAAUAGUGCAAUGACCCUUUAUAAAUUGCUCGUAAGUACAGCUAGGCCAAAAAUUACUGUUUUGCCCCUGUAAUUACAUCUAGCUCCUUAAGUACCACUGAUUCCUCUAAUGAAUAAUAAUUAUUGUCUUACUAUAACUGAACUCCUCUCAGGCCAAGAGAGGGUGUGGCGCCACAUUGUUCAAACCCUAGAAUCAGCUUUAAGAGAGCAAUUUCUCUACCUACUCUAUCUAUAGAGAAGGAGUGAAUUCCUUCUUGUGUAGUUGUGUUCCUAGCUCCCCAAUCAGACAAAUCCCCAAAAUGGUAGGCACAUUGGGUCAGCGACAUAGGCCACUCUCACCCAUGCAAAUCAAAAGACCGCCUUAAUAGACAGGAGUUCACAACUCACUCAGGAUUCAGGUCAAGUCACCUAUGGUCAUCUUGGUAAAAUGUAAAUCUCAACUAGUAACGGUGUUAAUAAGAAAGACUAUUCAUUUCAUGGUCUGAUCUUAUACAAACUCUUUGUAUAGAAUACCCCCGCUCUAAUAUCUCGACACGAAUGAUUAAGAUCAAAUCAUUUGUAGUACUUUAGAACAAUUGUAACAACUACAAAGCAGGUUGUAUUCGUAGUGUCACCAGGAUAAGGUGUCCAACCUUAUCCAUUUACUACAGACCAUUUAGGUUAUCACUUAAACAUGAUCCACUUGUAUCCAAAUACAUGUUUAGGUUACAGAAGAUAACCUUGGAUGUUAGUUUAUUAGUUUUGUGAGUUAAUACAACUAAAUGUCAAAUAAAAUAAAAUACCUUAUUUUAUUAAAUAAAUAAAAUGUUUGAUAUAUUAUACAAACUACAUGACCACAAGAUUUAGGGCAUCAACCUCAACAGAGACGAGAGAAAAUGGGUGAGGUAAGUCUCUCUCUCUCUCUCUCUCUCUCUCUCUCACAUCCAUGCCUUAUUAGUUGAACAUGUCUCCUUGCUUAACGUUCUAUCGCCAAGCCCUACUUCUUUCUGCCUAAAAUCUUGCGAUAAGACACAUAGGACGCAAUAAAACAGGGAUAAAGUUCUUUUGUAAUCUACGAUACACAAGUUAGUCAAAUCUUCUACUUCUACCCGUGUUUUCUUCCAUUCUUAUGUGAUAGGGCUUCAUUAUUUUACAUAACAGGCUACAAUAACUUGUAUUUCUACAAGUUAUCAUAAAGCAUAUGAGAUAGGUGCAUCUAGUCAUUGCUCUUGUAGCUACUACUCCACCAAUUUUAAGUUGUAGGCUAAAAUGCUCUUAUAUUAAAAAAAAAAUGAUUCAAACAACUUAAUUUUAUUUGAAAGUUUAAAGUAAAUAGGUACAAAAAUUUUGAGCAAGUAAAUAAUUGAAAUUAAGUAGUAGUUGUAAUGCAACUAAAGUCUCAUAUCAGUUAGAUAAAGGAUGAUCAUAUUGGUAUAUACGAGGACAACUAUCUCCAUUGGUAUGAAAACUUAUAGAAUUGUAAGAAAAGCAAAGUCAUGAGGGUGUAUAUGUUAGAAUUUAUGUCCUAAAACUCGUUGUUUGUAGUUUAAAUUAUAUUGUAUUCAAUAAAGUGGUUAUCGAUGACUUAUUAGUAAAAAUAGAAUAUUAUAUUCUUGAAUCCAAUAAACUAAGGUCCUGAGGCUAUCUAGUAUAGAUUUGAACUUUAUGUAGAGACAUAAACGUGGAUCAAGUUUGAGUUUAUAGCCCAAACGAUUUAUAGUGUAUGAAUAAGGUUGAGCGCCUUAUUCUAGGGACACUACGGAUGCGGCCCGCUCUGUAGUUAGUACAAACAAUGUGAUCUGAAUCGUUCAUGUAGAGAAUUGGAAGUGGGAGCAUUCUAUGUAAAGAGUUUACAUAAGAUUGGAAGCAUGAAAUAGUCAUUGUUAACUUAUAACACCAUACUAUAUAAAACUGACUAUUUUGUUAUUGAUGAUCUAUGUAACUUAAUCUUAAUCACUACUAGAAAAAAAUCCUUUCUUGACGGUUGAUUUUUUCUUUUCUUGACAGUUUUUGGAAAAGCCGUCAAGAAAAGGGUGGUUUAAUAGAAAAAAUGUCAAGAAUUUUGAUGAAAAGGCGGAGGGGAGGCAAUUUUCAGAAUUCUUGACAGUUUUAAACCGUCAAGCAAUAUGAACGUUUUUCUUGACUGUUAUAAACUGUCAAGGAUUAUCUUCUAAAUUCUUGACGUUUUUAAAACGUCAAGAUUUAUUAUAAAAUCGAUAUUCUUGACGUUUUUCAAACGUCAAGUAUAAUGUAAUUAUACUUGACGUUUUAAAAACGUCAAGAAAUAUCGACUACAUUCUUGACGUUUUAUAAACGUCAAAAAAUAUCGAUUAAAUUCUCGACGUUUUAAAACAUCAAGAAUUUUAAUGAAAAGGCGGAGACUGAGAAAUUUUAAAAUUUCUUGACAUUUUUAAAACGUCAAGUAAGAGAAUUCUCCUUGACGUUUCAGAAACGUCAAGAAUUACUAAAUUAAUUGAAAAAAAUAAAAAUAUAUAUAUUUUUAAAAAAAAAACUAAUUUCUUUUAACUUUUUAAAUAAAAUACUAACUUCAUUUAAAAAAAAAUUAAACCCCGAAUUUUCUGAUCAUUUUUCUUGACGUUUUAUAAACGUCAAGUGCUAUUAAAUAUAUAAAAAAGAAAAUAUUAGGUUAACUUCUUCAAAGCCCUAAAUUUGUCCCUGCCCUUUCGAAAUUGUAAGUUACACUAGAUCCCUCACUUGUGCCGUGUUCACCAUCCAUCCGUCCGCGUUCACCGCCGUGUUCCACCUCUCAAAAAAUGCGUACCAAAUCCUUCCCAUUUCGUUCGUCCGUUCGACUCUCUCCCUGCCACCGCCCUCUCCGAUUCUCUCUGUGCCUCCGUCUUCGACUCUCUCCCUGUUGCCAUGUCUCCAUCUCUCUCCCCUUCCUCUCAAUCUACAUUUUGUUACAUUCUUGUUCUUCUCCUUAGGGCUUUCAUUUCUCCAUGUUUCAAUCGAUUAGUUUGUAAUUUUCCUUAAAUUUCUUUGUUCUUAAUAUGAUUUCCACCUCAAUUUUUCUAGGGUUUUUAAUUGUAGCUUGUGAUGUGUCACAUUCCAACCUAAAGAGUUCUUCUUCCUCUUUAUAUAAAAACAAUUCCAACCUAAGGAAGCUUUGUAUUUAUAAAAGACGCCAUGUACAAGAGACUCUAUAAGUCGGCAAUCCUUCCAUUUCCUAUGUACUUUGCAACUGAUGGUGAGGACACAGACAAGUUGGAACCUCUUGUUGCUGAUCUUGGAGAAGUAGAUCCAUUUAUGAUUGGAGAUUGAUUAGGAGUUAGCCUUCAGCGCAAGUUGUGCACUUUGCUCUGCUUUUUCCUUUUAUUGAUGGUGUUUGUAGGUAUGCUUAUUGACCAACCCUUACGGGUAGUCAAUUUCACUAUAGAGAACUGCAGUCGGAGGAUCUCUACGAGGUGAUCGAAUCUUCUAAUCCGAUGGUUAAAUGUUGCGUGAAAUGUUGCGACGAGGCCAAGGUCAAACAAUUUGGUUUAAAACUAUGUGGAGAAGUCCCAAUGGCACAAUUAUGGAAUAAACUCAUUCUCAUUUAUUGAUUUCGACAACUAUUUUUUCAUCCCCAAACCUUUUAUUUUCUAUCAUUACUUUUUAUUUCUAUUCAGUUCCAGAAAAUAGGGAGACAUGAAGAGAGCUUGAGGUUUGAGACUUCAAAGGAUCAGGCAUAGCACUUACAAUUGAUAAUGUGGAUGAGCUUUCAUUCUCUGCAUCCAACUUGCGCGACCCAGAUAUAUUCUCUAAGGUCGGUGGCAGGUUGAUGUUCUGACUUCAAAAACAAAUUUCAUUAGACAAUCUAAUGUUCUCGAGCAACGAGAAAUACUCAACAAAUGCCAGAGUAUUAUAAAAGAGGAUUGGAAGAUCAAAUAUUGGAGGCUGGAGCAGAUAUUUUGGUUACUUCAUCUUAUCAGAUUGGCUCUGCUGUUGGUGACACUUAUUUUAGCUCAUGAAUUGGAGGUAGUAGAGGAUGCAGAAUGCAAGUUUAUUUGAAGCCAAGUUUCAUUCAAGGUCAUUGAGUUCGGUUGAUAGAAGUAAUGUUUUGUAUAUGACAAUAUCGAACAAAUAUGUAAAAUUUUCAAAAUGUUGAUACAUAUGUGGUAAAAUGUUAAUAUAUGUUAAAGUUUUGGAA
Cucumis melo (muskmelon) is the source of this 7349-nucleotide messenger RNA. Its product is annotated as methyl jasmonate esterase 1-like. Bases 86 to 787 code for a protein of 233 amino acids. Gene Ontology annotation, molecular function: methyl indole-3-acetate esterase activity; methyl salicylate esterase activity; methyl jasmonate esterase activity. NCBI's taxonomy places the organism in Eukaryota, Viridiplantae, Streptophyta, Magnoliopsida, Cucurbitales, Cucurbitaceae. The record is from RefSeq and is a predicted model, not a curated record. Gene Ontology annotation, biological process: jasmonic acid metabolic process; salicylic acid metabolic process. The transcript has 9 exons.